Molecule: messenger RNA, 3201 nt
Organism: Schistocerca serialis cubense
Lineage: Eukaryota; Metazoa; Arthropoda; Insecta; Orthoptera; Acrididae
Product: transmembrane protein 39A
Exons: 13
Coding region: 68-1825 (585 amino acids)
Cellular component (GO): membrane
Source: RefSeq, a predicted model, not a curated record
CUCCUGGAGCAACGUGGAUAGCUGGAUACAAUGUUGUUGUCAGAACUGAGAGUAACAAGUGUUUACAAUGAGCUCCAGAAAUAAAGGUUCUAGGGUAGAAAGGGAGACAUCAUCAUCAUGUGUGUUUUUUACAUUUGUGUUGUGUAUAGCAGUACUGUGGAGUUUACGCCGCUGGUGGAACAACACGCCUCAUUUCCAUUCUACUGCUGUCAGUCGAAGGAGAAAAUUUACCCGGGAUCCAGCAGAUGGAAGGCGCCCACCACCUCUUCCCGUUGCAAUAAGGGAUCGAUUGCAGAAGGGAGGAAAAUCGGAUUAUUUCCUUGUGAUGCCAGGUAGCAGGCGAAAUGUAACAAGACCGUCUUCUGGGCGACCGCCAGCUCUGCCGUUAGGCCUUCCGUCCUGCGAUGACGUGCAGAAAUCUAGGGAUGUUGAUUCUGACAGCGAAUCAGGGAAAAAGGAGACAAAAGUGCGGUCACAUCAUAAUUUGUAUAGGGGAGCAAUUGGAAGCAUACGACUCUAUCUCAUUGAGCAACCACUUCACUUCUGCAUGGAUGGACUUUCAUUCAGAGCAAGACAGAAUGGAUCUCCGGGACAAUACGGAGAAAAUACUUCAUCGAGGUUAAUAGUUCCAAAACACAUUCCAGUUCCAAGCAUACCUCAAGAUGGAAGUAUGAUAUUUGAAAUGCUGAUGUUUAUUUUCACUGUGGCCUCAUCAUUUUUACAGUUCCUCCACUUGUAUCGAACAGUUUGGUGGCUGCCACAAUCGCAUACAAAGUAUACUAUGAACUUCUAUCUUAUUGAUCCAUACCUGGUAGGAUUUAUUGUUACCAUUUUGGGUCGACGCCUUGUAUAUUGUGCCUUAACUCAUUUUGUGAUAACUUGGUGCCCAGCACAGCUGUGGCCCUUAGUGCAACAGCUUCUCAGGUUAAUUCUGUUAUGCCUGGUGAUGUCUUCCCUGGUUUGGUCUGCAUACCACAUUUUGCAAAAUCAUCCAAUAGUAAAUAUUUUCUAUUUGUGCUAUCCGAUUUCUGUUUAUUUUAUCCUGUUUGGGCUCAGCAUAAGCCCAUUUUUUGAUGUUACCUCAUUAUCUGCGGUAUCAAAAGAGGAAUGCAAAGGACGUCCAAUUGUAGGGAAGCCAAUGCAUAGCUGUUCAAUGUCACCAUACAUAAUAAGGGAUGAAAUAGAAGCACUGAAGACUGAUUUUAAUAAUAGAAUGAAACAAGUGCUGUUUAGCUCUGUACUUAAUGCCUAUUAUGCAGGAUUUGUGCCUUGUUGCUUUGCCCAGAGUUUCCUUUAUUACGAUGUCUACUGGGCAACACAGCAUCUAGCAUUUGUUUGGCUUGGGUGCUUUAUGAUGUAUAUUGUACAUUGCUAUCCAGUGAGAUACUGUGAUAUUCUACAUCGUGCAGCCUUGCACCUGGGAUGCUGGUCGAGGAUUGAAGGGAGAUCUACUCAUGUACCAACACACGUAUGGGCCGAGUCAACAGUGUGGCAUCAUGGAGCAUUGGUGAAACACUGCAAAGAAAUCUACAGAGCUGAUGGAAUAUCAAAUGCAGCGGAACCAGGAAACCAGACACAUGCAAGGUUCUAUGCCAUAUUCAACAACCCAUCUGUUCUUCUAUGCAUCCUGUUGGGACUUCAGCUACUCCUUAUUGCAAUACAACUUAUGGUGUUAAUUAGGUGUUCAGAAUGGUACCAAGUUAUGUCACUUGCACUUUUGUUAUUUGCAAAUUACUAUUCUCUUUUUAAACUGGCAAGAGACUAUUUUGUAUGUUGGAAAGUUUACAAGGCUGAACAAAUGAUACAGGAUAAAUUAGGAAGUUGACGUUUGUCAACAGAACCAUCUCAUAAUGAUCUCAUGCUUCCUUUAGAAAAUUGUAUUUCUAUUACCUUUUACAUUGUGAGGUGUUUAACAACAGACAACACUAUUUUUAUAAAAAAUAUAUUAUUCCUAUGGAAUAAGAAAAUUAUACUGAUGUGUUAUGUAAACACAGCCUUUUAAUACAAACAUGUAAUGUAAAACUACAAGCAAUAACUUAGCACUGCCUGAAAUGAACGCCUCCAUGUUAAUCCUUUGGAUAGAUAGCUUUUAAGUUUGGCCCUGGUAUGUACUGUGCUCCAUCAAAAUACUCAAAUUUACUGUCAACAUCUGCAUUCUGUAUCUGCAAGAGAUAAAGAUUUUGCAGUAUUAGUCAAGAAAGUGGAAAACUUAAAAUACUUAAUCUAACAUUCUCUAUGUACAAUUCAGCAAAGUGCACAGGUUCAGUUCAACACAGACCAUACAACUUUGGAUUGCAUGGUCUGUCUUACCAAGACAUACACCAAGUUUCAAUUUUACCUCUAACAUUUUUAACAUCACAGUAUUUGUAAUAUACUGCUAUAGCAUGUGUUGGUAAAUUUACUGACACUGUAAAUAUUGUUACAUAGAAAUAAAACACUAUUUGUGGAUUUUUAAGAAAUCUCACGCAUUACAAAUUUCAGUAUUCUAAAGAAUUUAUCACCAAUCAUCUGCUGCCAUGCAUCAGUAUUAUUUAUGAAAAUGAUUUUAUGGGUAAGAGUCAUAUUUACCCAAUUCAACAAAACAUGUUAUUCUGGACACCUGAGAUUGUUACCGACAGUCAGUCACUGCAAAAUGAGAGAGACCACGCCUACUGACAUACUGUCAAGUCACAAAAAAUGCACUCUUUCGUAGACUUUCGCCCUACAAUCCUUACACAUGACAAAGCCAUAAUUGUCUGCAAGCUCUGCACUAUUUGUAUUUUAAGAUUUUUCUCUCCAUUUCUUUACACUGACAAACUACAAUAUCAUUUAUUUCAAGUAAGCUAAUAGUAGUAUCUUAUAGCUUGUCAUGCAUUCAUUGCAUUGUCUUAAAUUAAUUCAUUUGCUACAGAUGCAUUCCAUGGAUUGAAGUACUUUCUGUGAUAUAUUAUUAAUGUCGAAAUAUUAAUUGAGCAAUACAUGUGAAGUACGCAUGAUUUUAUCUGGUCAUUACAAAGAUUACACUGCUUAAAAAUAUGUGAAUGAGUCAAGAAAAAAUAAUCACAUUUACAAAAUUAAGUGUAAAUGAGGUGAAAGCUCAAAAGGUAAUACAGAAGAACAUGGAAAUAAUGUAUGAAGGCGUACUGAAAAGUAAUGCCUCCAAAUUUUUUUUAUGGGAGGACUCUUAAAGCUUUAUAAAUAAAACACAGUAUUAACAUUCUA